Molecule: messenger RNA, 4105 nt
Organism: Pygocentrus nattereri (red-bellied piranha)
Lineage: Eukaryota; Metazoa; Chordata; Actinopteri; Characiformes; Serrasalmidae
Gene: cdyl
Product: chromodomain protein, Y-like
Exons: 7
Coding region: 272-2053 (593 amino acids)
Cellular component (GO): nucleus
Molecular function (GO): transcription corepressor activity
Source: RefSeq, a predicted model, not a curated record
UCACGUGAUUGGUCCACUUUGCUAGUAUUCGGAUCAUUCUGUCGGUACAGCGUCGCUUCAGAAGUUUCGAAAGACCAUUUUGGCUCAUCUUUACCCUGGACCAAAAUUUUUCUCACUUGUAAAGAAAAAAGAAGAUUCUCCCAGUGCAUCAGGCCAAUCUCAGACGUGUCAGAAAGCAAGAGAAGAACUACACUAGCUAAGUAGCUAGACAGCAGCAGAGUUGGAGAAAGACUACCAAUCGGAUUACUCCAGUAUCGAAUAUUACUAGGCCAUGAUGGCCUCAGAGGAGCUCUAUGAGGUUGAGAGAAUUGUUGGUAAACGUAAAAACAAGAAAGGGAAAAUGGAGUAUUUGGUCCGCUGGAGAGGCUAUGGCUUUGAAGGAGACACUUGGGAACCAGAGGGUAAUCUGGCAAGCUGCAUCGAAUUCAUCAGUGAAUUUAACCGCCAGCACAGUGAUAGGCAGAGAGACGGAACAAGCCUACGCUCAACACGCAGGUCUCCCAGUAUGGGUCUGAGCAGCAAUAAUGCACGCAAACAGAUGAACAGGGCUCAACCACAUAACAGUGGUGUAAACCUUGCUUUGGGAAGGAUUUCUCCAUCCUCCCCAAGCAUGCCUUCUACCAGUAUUACAAAACAGCUGCCCCCACCACACACUUCAUUAGAUAAUAAGAACUCCAAUUCUGAUGCAGACACAGAGAAACAACCUUUGUUGACUAACCAAAAAUUCCAGUGUUCCGCAGGUGUCAGCCUCAGCAGCACUACUGAGUCAGCAAGCAUAGCACCAAGCUCAGGUCAUACUGUGAGCACUUUACGCUGUAGUAUGGACUUGGCUAAGUCUGGAAUUAAAAUCCUAGUGCCAAAAAGCCCAAUGAACAGUCGGGCUGACUCUGAGGAGUCUCCUAGUGAGGCAGCACAUAGUCUGGACCAAGUUGGGCAGGAGCCUGAUAUUGUGGCACUGCAAGAGAAGUCUGUAGGACUUGUACUAGUGCCAGGACAGGAGCGGGCACGCAUGGGCACACGGCCCAGGAUACAGACGGCUCUCCCUCCACCUCAAGUCCCAAUUACGCCUGCUGCUGUUCGUACACUGAAUGGGAAAAGUCCCUCUACAGUUAUGGAGGCCUCCUCAGCCAAUGGGGUGGCAAGCUUCCAGAGAGGUGUGGCAGGGGUAGCAACUGGCUCAGGUGUAACAGGCCUAAUAGGAAAACGGAGGGUUGAGGAACGUUCUACAUUUGAUAAACGCCUGCGCUUCAGCGUUCGACAGACUGAGAGUGCAUAUCGCUAUAGGGACAUUGUGGUGAAGAAACAGGAUGGCUUCACACAUAUUUUAUUUUCUACUAAGACCUCUGAGAACAAUUCACUAAAUCCUGAUGUGAUGAAGGAGGUUCAGAGUGCCAUGGCCACAGCAUCAGCUGAUGACAGUAAGUUGGUCCUCCUGAGUGCUGUUGGCAGUGUGUUCUGUUUUGGCCUGGACUUCAUCUAUUUUAUCAGACGACUCACAGAUGACCGGAAGAGAGAAAGCAUCAAAAUGGCAGAAACUAUCAGGACUUUUGUGAACACUUUUAUCCAAUUCAAGAAGCCUAUUAUUGCUGCUGUGAAUGGACCUGCUAUUGGACUUGGAGCUUCCAUCUUGCCCCUUUGUGAUGUUAUCUGGGCCAAUGAGAAGGCCUGGUUCCAAACUCCUUAUUCAACCUUUGGCCAGACACCAGAUGCCUGCUCCUCUAUAACAUUCCCUCACAUAAUGGGAGUUGCUUCGGCUAACGAGAUGUUGCUGAGUGGGAGGAAAUUGACAGCCCAGGAGGCCUGUGCCAAAGGUCUGGUGUCCCAGGUUCUCUGGCCAGGCACCUUCACUCAGGAGGUCAUGGCUCGCAUUAGGGAGCUAGUCUCUUGUAAUUCAGUUGUUCUGAGGGAGUCCAAAGCACUGGUGCGGAACAUUAACCGGGCUGCCCUCGAGCAGGCCAAUGAGAGGGAGUGUGAAGCAUUAAAGAGGGUCUGGGGCUCUCCUCAGGGCAUGGACUCUAUACUAAAAUACCUUCAGAAGAAGAUCAAUGAGUGAAAGGACUGCUGAAAGUAACCAUUAUAUGCUGGACACCAUUCACAAGUGCCUGGAUUUUAGACAGUUUUUAGUGCAACAAAACAGCAUCAUGGUAAAUCCCAAUAUUGACCACUUUUAUUCAGUAGCUUACUGAAAUAUGGGAGUUUAAGGCCAUUACCAAGUACAAAUGUUUUUUUUUUUCUUCUUCUUUCAGUAGACAACAAGGUGCCUUGUACCCUGAUAAUGACUGUAAUGUGUAAUCCAAUAUACAUGUUACUAGAUGUAAGCUUGGUUCAGUUAAAAAAAAAAUUCAUUCAUUAAAAUAGUUGAAGAAGCAUUUUAUGAUUUGGCUCUGUCCACUAAAUGCCUUCUGAUAACAGGUUUAAUGGACUGAAAACAGUUCUGUCAUUUGUCCUUUUAAGAAAAUGUUUAAAAUCAUUGAGUACCUAUGUUUAUAUUCUGUCUUGAGCUCUGUUCAUCCACACAUUAUUUACUAGUUUCCAAUAAAACAAAUCUCUUGUACAAAAUAAAUAAAUCUUUUAGUCAUAUGUUUGUACAAUAGCUUUGUCAAACUUGCGGGUAUGAAAUGUGGACAUUUAUUUAUAAUAUCUUUAUAUUUAGUAUUUAUUGAACUCCCAGUAUUUGGGAAUUAUUAUUUCUUAUGUGUUUUUCCCUUUGAAUUGGUUUUUCCCAUUGAAUCAGUACAUUUUCUGUUUAAUUCUCAUUUGAUAAGUCCCCUAAUUGUUUCAUUUAUUUUAUUAUUCAUUUUUUUAUAUUAGAAUUUGUCUCUAACGUGAUAUAUAGAUUUUUUGGGGGGGAGAAAACUGGUAAUGUAUAACUUAAGUAUAAUGCUUUCUACUCUAAAAUAAUUUUCCUUGUCCAAUUUCUCGAUUGAAAAUAUAUAGUGAAUUAAAAUGCUUUUGAAACUUUUUAAAAAUUCCCUAUGAAUGGAAUCUGCCUUCUUUUUCUUCAUUUUACUGUUCCUGAUUUUAAAAAAAAGAUUGUAAUACUGCAGGCUUAUAGUUUUUGUGUACUUAUGACAGUUACUCUUAUGGCCGUGUCAUUGUGAUAUACUAUUAGGAAGAUCUAAAAUGUUUAUGCUAAAGAAAUUAAAUACUUCAUUUUAUAGCUCUGUGUUAGGUAUGAGGUAGAAUUCUGUGAACUAACCUUCAGAGAAAUUACUUUGUGCCUUCAAUAUUUAACAUAAUCUAUAACAACUCAACAAUGAUUGCUGUAAUAAAGGUCAAGAAGAUUUCACUGUAGACAAAGUAAGUGUGUGUGUGUGUAUGUGUAUGUAUGUACACCUGCGCACUUCAUGAAUAUUUUUUGAAGGACAAGUCAUAACAGAAGUGAGCAACAGCCAUUGAGCUCUGUGGGGAGUUCUGUGGCUACAAAGUUAAGAGACUACCCAAAGACAAGUAAGCAGCAGGGCAAUUCCUGCUGGUCUUUCCUGAAUGCAGAUAGGAUGUCACCUGCUGCUGGAGUAAGCCUUCACCUCCAAUAGUUUCUAGUCAUACAUGACAGAAAUGUCUUAUCAGUCUAUAGCUGUAGCUGUCAGAGUCAGUGUCUCAUGCAUACACAUGGAUGGGAUUUAGGGCCAAUUUUAGGUCUGUGUACUUGAAUAUGCACCUCAAGUUACAAGUUUAGAAUGCUCACGCAUGCAGCAUUUUGUACAUAAUGACUGCUGCCAUGUUCUAGUUCCAGUAGGUAUUGCACUUGAAAUGUGCCAGAUUCUAAGUAUAUUUUCUUUUAAAAGCAAUUAAAUGAUAUUCGAUGAACCUCAGAUUAUUGCGAUAUUGUUGAUUUUUGGUUUAGGUUAUUAUUGGUUAUUGAUUAUCUUGUUGAGUAUUUGAUUAAUUCUUGUGUAUUGUUUGCUAUUGUCUUGUUUUUGAUACAGGUUGAUUGUAAAGAAAUUUUCAGUGUUAUUAUUGUUGUUGUUGUUAUUAUUAUUAUUAUUAUUAUUAUUAUUAUUAUUAUUAUUAUUGCAGUUGCUCUUAUGUGGAACCCAGGAAGACUAGCAACCACUUUGUGGAAGCUAAUAGGAAUCCUAAUAAAGAAUCAUUUGGAAACCCA